Messenger RNA from Mytilus californianus (California mussel), 2717 nucleotides. RefSeq names its product low-density lipoprotein receptor-related protein 2-like. Bases 35 to 1663 code for a protein of 542 amino acids. Gene Ontology annotation, molecular function: protein binding. The record is from RefSeq and is a predicted model, not a curated record. The transcript has 15 exons. Lineage: Eukaryota; Metazoa; Mollusca; Bivalvia; Mytilida; Mytilidae. Gene Ontology annotation, cellular component: plasma membrane.
UUUUGAUUUAUUACAGAAUUUCAAGGCUAGUACAAUGGAUCGUUCUUCUGCUGUCGCAGUUCUCAUUAUGUUAACUGCAAUUACUAGUUCACGUGGUUAUGACUGUGACGAGGGGAGAGUCAAAUGUCAGGAUGGUAAUCAGUGUAUUCAUAAAGAAAAUCUAUGCGAUGGUUACUUAGACUGCAAUGACGAAUCUGAUGAAUCUCCAGAUUUCUGUGUAGCUUUUUUGUGUAUGCAGAAUUCUAUGACUUUGUGUGACGAUGGUUUACGUUGUAUUCACAAUAGCACAUUUUGUGAUGGUGACAAAGACUGUUAUGAUUGGUCUGAUGAAAUACCGCAAAUCUGUGAAGGUUAUGACUGUGGCAAAGGAAAGGUCAAAUGCCAGGAUGGUCUACAAUGCAUUUACUCUAAUAAGCUAUGUAAUGGAAAUGCAUACUGUAAUGAUGGAUCUGAUGAAUCACCGGAAGUCUGCAAUAGUUAUGACUGUGGUCCAGGGAGAGUCAAAUGCCAGGAUGGAAUCCAAUGUAUUAAUGAAGGGGAUCUGUGUGAUGAUUUUUUGAAUUGUAACGACAAAUCUGAUGAAUCACCGGAUUUCUGUAGAGAUAGAAAGUGUCCAAGCGGUCAGUUGAAAUGUAGAGAUAACAUCGAAUGUAUUCAUGAAUCUUUCGUAUGUAAUGGAGUUAUGGGCUGUACAGACAAAUCUGAUGAAGAUGAGGAAUUCUGUAAAGCUUAUUCUUGUAUGGAGAACUAUAUGAAGUGUGAAGACGGUGCACAAUGUAUUCACAAUAACGUCUUUUGUAAUGGAUACCCAGACUGUUCAGAUGGUUCUGACGAGGAGCCAGAAAUGUGUAAAGACAGAACGUGUGAAGGAAACAUGGUUAAAUGUAGUGAUGGCAUAGAGUGUAUACAUAAAUCUCAUCUGUGUGACAAACGCACAUAUUGCAAGGACAAGUCUGAUGAAGAUGAAGAUAUGUGUAAAGCUAGAACUUGCGAUCCGGGUAAGAUAAAGUGUGCAGACAAUUUUACGUGUAUAGAGGAGCACCAUGUUUGUAACGGGUAUAUCGACUGCUACGAUGACUCUGACGAAGAUCCAUUACUAUGUAAAGCCUAUAACUGUGUUGAUGGAAUGGUCAAAUGCCGCGAUGGUUUUCAAUGUAUAAACGAAAUUGAUCUGUGUAAUGGAAGGGUGGCAUGCAAAGAUGGAUCUGAUGAAACAGCGGACAUCUGCCGUGAUUACAAGUGCCUUGAUCAUCAAGUAAAAUGUAGAGAUAACAUCGAGUGUAUUAGUAAAUCGUCAUUAUGCGAUAUCCAUAUCGACUGUUAUGAUGAUUCUGACGAAGAUGAAGAAUUCUGUAAAGCCUAUCCUUGUAUGGAACAUUGGAUGAAGUGUAAAGAUAAUAUUCAAUGUAUUCACAUAAAUGAAUUAUGUGAUGGAACCACAGAAUGUUCAGAUGGCUCUGAUGAAGUGUCGGAAAUGUGUGAAGCAUAUCCAUGUAAGGAACAUUGGAAGAAGUGUGAUGAUAAUGUUCAAUGUCUUCAUAUUACUAAAUUUUGUGAUGGAUACCUCCAGUGUGAAGAUAGUUCUGAUGAAAAGUCGGAAACUUGUAAAGAUUUCGACGUACCAGAAGAAUUGAUGACAACUACUAUUUUUACUACUUACUAGAUGAAAUUAAACAAUACAAAUGUUAUUAUUGAUUUGUCAACAUGUCUAAUCCACAGUAUUUUAUGUUCUUGAUGUAUGAAUAGUUAAUUAUAAGUGAAUUUUGACAUUUUACAACCUAUUGGGGAUUUUGAGUGAGGCGUAUGGCUAAAGGUAUAGAACCACUAAGUCGGGCCCGGUCGGAAAGAAAAUACAAGAAAGUAGUACAUAUUUUAAACAAAAUAGUUCCUUUUUGAUUGGUUACAGGCAAUAACUUAAUGCCUAGGCGUUAGCUUAUUGCCUAGUAUUUAAGCUUAAUACCUAAUUUUACUUAUUACCGCUAAUAUAUAUACAAAGUCAAUCACCCAUUCUUCAAAGGCUUACAAGGCACUGUAAGUUAACAUAUAUUACUUAUAUUAAAAUUAUGAAAUUUAUACUUUAAGCACAUUUUUAAACAAGAUUCCUUAUACGUCUUGAUGAGAAAUUAACUGAGCUCGAGAUUUUUAAAAUAUUGAAUAUAUAGUUUAACACUAGUUUACAGUCAGUAGUAAGCAAUUUAAUGAGUAUUUCGUUAUCAGAAAAAGUGGAAAUGUCUAUGAUAUUACGUUGCUGAAAUUCAGUAAAGGCGUUGUUUCUUUCAUACAAAUAUAAAGGACAUUGAACUAAAAAAUGGGUUUGCCCUCAACGGAUACAUUGUCAUAACAAACUUAGCAAAAAUCUCUAUUUGACGGGAUACCACGAUAACUCUUAUUCCAAUGGAAAAGUACCACAACGCAUUCUGGCUAAAACCUAUAUAUGUUGUCGUGUUAUAUUAGUGGUUAUGUACUGCUGUGUUUCAAAGUUUGUUUCGAGACAUUUAAAAGUUCGCAAUUUAGGCAUGCUCUUAAAAUCCAGUUACCAUUUUUGAGAAGCUUUUGACGGAGCAAAAUUUCUGAAUAGUUUGCAAUAAACUUAACGCUUAGUCCAUUUGUGUAAUUAUUGUUCAACAAAUCCAAAAAUUCACAUUUUUCCAUCAAUGAUUUUAGCUAUUGACGGAGCAAAAUUUCUGAAUAGUUUGCAAUAAACUUUACGCUUAGUU